Molecule: messenger RNA, 340 nt
Organism: Staurois parvus
Lineage: Eukaryota; Metazoa; Chordata; Amphibia; Anura; Ranidae
Source: the annotation of a GenBank genome assembly
GUACACCUGUGCAAGACUGAAAGGGAGGAGCCGGUACACCUGUGCAAGACUGGAGGGAGGAGCCGGUACACCUGUGCAAGAUUGGAGGGGAGGAGCCGUAACACCUGUGCAAGACUGAAGGGGAGGAGCCAGUACACCUUAGCAAGACUGAAGGGGAGGAGUCAGUACACCUGUGCAAGACUGGAGGGGAGGAGCUGGUACACCUGUGCAAGACUGAAAGGGAGGAGCCAGUACACCUGUGCAAGACUGAAGGGGAGGAGUCGGUACACCUGUGCAAGACUAAAAGGGAGGAGAUGGUACACCUGUGCAAUAUCAGGGGUGUAGCUACAGCGGUUGCAGG